Coregonus sp. 'balchen' is the source of this 16083-nucleotide messenger RNA. Lineage: Eukaryota; Metazoa; Chordata; Actinopteri; Salmoniformes; Salmonidae. The record is from the annotation of a GenBank genome assembly.
UUGGUUGUUCUUAUCAUGAAUGAAACUAUCAUGGAUCCAGUGAAGUCUACAUAACAAAAUUAUAAUCUGAGAUUGAGAAGCUAUUUGGGGCACAGUGUACAUAUAUACAUUUGGUAAACGUUUGAUUUAUUAAUUUCCAUUGAUUUUAAGAAUAUGAUUCUUAUUAGGAGUUGUAGCCAAGCUGUAGCUAGCAAUUUAGUUAGCUAGCUAGCAAGUUAGCUGACAACUAAUGCUUACUAGCUAGUUAGCUAGACAACAUUUGCUUGAAAACCGCACUUGCUGGACCUAUACAGCUAGCUAGCUAACUAGUUUGUCCUCUUUUCAUUGCAUUAGAAUAGAAUGAACACUGUACUAUUGCAAUCCAAUCCUAACGUUAGCUCACGAAUCCAGCAGACCAACAACAAUAGCCCUGACGACCUACCUAUUAUGGUUAGUGAGUGUAGGUUUAACUAGCUAGCUAGCGAACUAGGAUGUGACCGACAGGCAUACUGACAGGGCCAGUUUAGCUGUUACACCAAGAGGCCACUGGUGUUGUAAUGAGGAUGCUACCAAAGAUAAUUCAUAACCUAUCGCUAACUGGCUGAUACAGUCAGUCUAAAAGCCAAGAUGCAAGCCUAUUUGAACAACAUGCACCCAUUUUAUUUUGUAGGUCAGCUGUCCUCAUGAUGAACUUUGAUGGUCUGGACCCAGGGAUGGGUGAAUACGCACCGGCCCUCCAUGGGAGUCUAGAGGCAGGUAUGGAGCCCUCAAUGGACCCACGGCUCAAUCCGGGCUUGUUGCAAGGUGUAGAGCUCAAUCCAGAUGGUCUUAACGUGGCCGUACCCGAGCACAUGAUGGAGGGGAUGUUCUCUGAACUCCACAGUGUGCAUGCAGAAGUAGGCGUUCCUGUCACAGCAACUCACUUUGACCUGCAAGAGGAGCUGCUCUGGAUGGGAAACCACAGGGUAAGAUUCAAAUUAUUAUGCCAGAAAAUAGGGUAUUACUGGUACUUGGAACAUGAAGUGCGUCCACAAAUGUUUUUGUACACUUUGGUUUCAGUUGCCACUUUUUAUGUAAAUUUGCAAUAUGGGCUAUUCAGGAACAAUUUUCUACGAUACAAACUUGUUUCCCCACUCUCUUUGUCCAUAGGGGCAUGGAAUGUCCUUCUUUGGUCCGACAAUGGGCCGCUACUCUUCUUUCCAGGCACACUCAACUGAUGACAUUCGUCAGAUUCAGAGCAUGGAGACUGGGGUUCUGUUUCUCUCUAAGAGUAAUCUCAAGUGCCAAACUCGUGGAGGCCUGGUCAUGUUCGACUACCCGUGAGUUGCAUUCAAAUGCUAAUUCACAUUGUGGUUUUCUUACUGAUUUAGUUGGGGGGGAAAAAACAUUUAUGUUAUAAUACGAACCAUACACCCAUGUUUACUUAGGUUCAAAGGUGGGUGCUGAAAGCAUGCUUGCAAAAAUCAACAUUUAGUUGAAACAUCAUGUUAUAGUUUCAAAUCAGUUUGGAUGUGCAUCUUGAAUACCGUACAGUAUAAUGUAAUUGUCUUAAUUAAUUAAUGUGUGCAUUUCAGAAUGGAGGAGGGAGCUGACAUGCAUAGUCUGCUUAUGACAGAAAACAACACAAUGCUCAUGGGUGGACUACAGAACUAUGUGCUUGAAUUUGACCUUAAUACUGUGCAGCAGACACAAAAGGUAUUGCAUGACACCAGCAUGUGAAAAAAUAGGCCUAACUCUAAAGAUGCAAUAAAUAAUUUAGCCUCUAUUUUUGGCCUACAGGCUCUUGCAAAUAAGUGAUUGAAUAGGUGAAUAAUUGUACAUAUUGUGAUCUUUCCUUCCUAUGCCUAGUUUACAGUCGAGGCUCCAGGGGUAGCUAUCAUGCGGCAGUCCAAUCGUUUCUUAUUCUGUGGGAACACAUCUGGGAAGGUAAGGACAACAAGAUAGGCUCAAGGCCACCCAUGUUUCUCAGUGUUUGGAAGAUGUUAUUAUUAUUAAUUUUUUACAUCCUUAACCAUUCGUAUAUAUCUCACCAUCUUGCCUUCCACACAACCAGGUGUCCCUUUGUGACCUGCGCACCUUUAAGCUAGAACAUGAGUUUGAUGCCUUCUCCGGUAGCCUGUCAGACUUUGAUGUCCAUGGCAACCUCCUGGCUGCGUGUGGGUUCUCCAGUCGAGGAAUGAACGGACUAGCGUGUGACCGCUUCCUCAUGGUGUUUGACCUGCGCAUGAUGCGCGCUGUGACACCACUCCAGGUGCAUGUGGACCCUCUCUUCUUGCGCUUCAUCCCUACGUACACAUCCCGCCUGGCCAUCAUCUCACAGACAGGUAUUGAUCAAAUGGGGAAUGUGUUUGUUGUGCAGCCUGCUAGCUGUAUUUAUCAGAGAAUGCAGAAAAAAAGACUGCCUUUCUUUUCCCUCCAUCCCCAGGACAGUGUCAGUUCUGUGAACCCACUGGGCUAGCCAACCUGGCUGAUGUCUUCCAUGUCAACACCGUGGGCCAGUUGCUCAUGAGCUUCGACGUGUCCUCCAGCAAGCAGGCUUUGGCCUUUGGGGACUCUGGGGGAGGUGUGCACCUUUGGUCAGACGCCCCAGAGGUCUCCUACAACGGUUAUUCACGGGAGACCGAAUUUGCUCUGCCCUGUCUGGUGGACUCCUUGCCUCAGCUGGACUGGAGCCAUGACCUGUUGCCCUUGUCCCUCAUCCCCAUGCCCUUUAAUAGCUCAGAGCCACUACUGUCAGACUGGGUCACCACACAGGCCACUCCCAGCCCUAGGUAGGUAACAAAUUGUUUUAAGACUAGAUUUGUGACCUUUUGGGGACUUUAAUCUGCUGAAGUAGGCUAUGUGGUGAAUUCACUGCAUCUUGAGGUGGGGUAACGCCAACCCCUCCCCAAAAGUCCCCUUCACAAGGAAGGCAGUGCUCUCUGGCUCUUGAUAGAUGUAUUGUCAAAUAUUUCUCAACUUCUUCUCUCUCCAGACGAGCACCCCUAGUGGACCCAGAGAUCCUGCGCACGAUGAAGACUGUAGGGUUCAUUGGUUACGCCCCCAAUCCUCGCACCCGUCCCCGGAACCAGGUACGUCAAUCAUCCACAAAUUCAAUGUCUUUUUUACAUUAGAAGCAGUGGGUUUUCGUCUAUUUUAGAGAGGUUCAGUCCAGGCAGCGUUAUCCAGGAAGAGUUAGAUACUGAACUAUGCUUGGCUUGUAUAGACAUCCUCUCCUGGUGACCCAAUGUCCUGUUUGCUGUGUUUCAGGUUCCUUACAAGAUCAAGGAGGUGGAGCUGGACUAUGACAACUACAAUCAGGGGGUUCCUGAGUCUCCUAUUGGUCGAGAUGAAGAACCACACCUCUACAUGGUGCCCAAAAAAUACAGGAAGGUGUGUCCCUUUACUUAUUACAUUUGUUAUCUACCUGUAUAUGUGAAAUGUGUAGUUUAAUAGUAUGGAUAUGUGUUAUGAGCACAUGUAUGGUUCAAUGUGGGUGUUGAGGUUAGCUUUUUGUGUCAAUGAUAAGAGCUUACAUCUUUGAUUGUUUUGUGCCCAUCAGGUCACCAUUAAAUACUCCAAACUUGGGCUGGAAGACUUUGACUUCAAACAUUACAACAGGACCCUGUUUGCUGGCCUGGAACCUCACAUUCCCAAUGCUUACUGUAACUGCAUGAUCCAGGUGAGAAUCGGAAAUGAGUGGUGUUCAUUUAUAUACCGUAAAUAUACCAAGGUUGAUUUAUCCAUGUUUAUUCGUUAAUUAUUUGUUCCCAUUUACAAAUAACAUUUUUGUUGGAUUAUUUGAGUGAGUAUUUUCCCCCUGUGUGUCUGAUUGGUUAGGUGUUGUAUUUCCUGGAGCCAAUCCGCUGCCUGGUCCAGAACCACCUGUGUCAGAAGGAGUUCUGUCUGGCGUGUGAGCUGGGCUUCCUCUUCCACAUGCUGGAUCUGUCACGAGGAGACCCCUGUCAGGUAGCCACCAAUAGCCAUGACACAUCUCACACUCUGUCCUAUGGCCUAUCUUUCUAUCCCUACAAAAUAACAUAUUCUUUGCUAAAUGUAGUAGUGUGCUUAUGUAACAGAGUUGUAAUAAAGACAGUUUGAUGGAGUUGUAAUAGAGUGGUAAUAAAGCACUGUAAUAAUGUGUUUAUGUAUGGACUGAACUGACUGACCAUAGACUGACCAUAAUUAAACUGUCCUGCUGCCUACUCCCAUUGCCAUUCACUCAUUGCUACCACUGUCCCCUCUCAAAGGCCAGUAAUUUCCUCCGAGCUUUCCGAACUAUCCCGGAGGCGUCUGCCCUGGGUCUGAUCCUGGCUGACUCUGAUGAGCAGACGGGGAAGGCCAGGCUGGGCCGUCUCAUCCAGAGCUGGAACCGCUUCAUCCUCACCCAGCUCCACCAGGAGACGCAGGAGCAGGAGGGGCCACAGGCCUACCGAGGAGCCAGCAGCAGGUGACACUGACAAUUUGUACACAUUUUACUGCACCUUUUAACUUUUGUUUAAAAGAAAUGACACCCAAGCAAUCAAAAAACCAACAGAUAUUCUUUAAAAUGAUGUGCGUUUCUUACACUAUCAAUGAUAGGAAGUACAGUGCCUUGCAAAAGUAUUCAUCCCCCUUGCCGUUUUUCCUAUUCUGUUGCAUUACAACCUGUAAUAUAAAUUGAUUUUUAUUUGGAUUUCAUGUAAUGGACAUACACAAAAUAGUCCAAAUUGAUGAAGUGAAAUGAAAAAAAUAACUUGUUUCCAAAAAUUCUAAAAAAUAAAUAACGGAAAAGUGGUGUGUGCAUAUGUAUUCACCCCCUUUGCUAUGAAGCCCCUAAAUAAGAUCUGGUGCAACCAAUUACCUUCAGAAGUCACAUAAUUAGUUAAAUAAAGUCCACCUGUGUGCAAUCUAAGUGUCACAUGAUCUCAGUAUAUAUACACCUGUUCUGAAAGGCCCCAGAGUCUGCAACACCACUAAGCAAGUGGCACCACUAAGAAAGCGGCACCAUGAAGACCAAGGAGCUCUCCAAACAGGUCAGGGACAAAGUUGGUUGUGGAGAAGUACAGAUCAGGGUUGGGUUAUAAAAAAAUAUCUGAAACUUUGAACAUCCCACGGAGCACCAUUAAAUCCAUUAUUAAAAAAUUGAAAGAAUAUGGCACCACAACAAACCUGCCAAGAAAGGGCCGCCCACCAAAACUCACGGACCAGGCAAGGAGGGCAUUAAUCAGAGAGGCAACAAAGAGACCAAAGAUAACCCUGAAGGAGCUGCAAAGCUCCACAGCGGAGAUUGGAGUAUCUGUCCAUAGGACCACUUUAAGCCGUACACUCCACAGAGCUGGGCUUUACUGAAGAGUGGCCAGAAAAAAGCCAUUGGUUAAAGAAAAAAAUAAGCAAACACGUUUGGUGUUCGCCAAAAGCCAUGUGGGAGACUCCCCAAACAUAUGGAAGAAGGUACUCUGGUCAGAUGAGACUAAAAUUGAGCUUUUUGGCCAUCAAGGAAAAUGUCUGGCGCAAACCCAACAACUCUCAUCACCCCGAGAACACCAUCACCACAGUGAAGCAUGGUGGUGGCAGCUUCAUGCUGUGGGGAUGUUUUUAAUUGGCAGGGACUGGGAAACUGGUCAGAAUUGAAGGAAUGAUGGAUGGCGCUAAAUACAGGGAAAUUCUUGAGAGAAACCUGUUUCAGUCUUCCAGAGAUUUGAGACUGGCUGGAGCUGUUUUGCCUUGAAGAAUGGGCAAAAAUCCCAGUGGCUAGAUGUGCCAAGCUUAUAGAGACAUACCCCAAGAGACUUGCAGCUGUAAUUGCUGCAAAAGGUGGCUCUACAAAGUAUUGACUUUGGGGGGAUGACUAGUUAUGCACGUUCAAGUUUUUGUUUGUUUCACCCCAAAAAAUAUUGGUAGGCAUGAUGUGUAAAUCAAAUGAUACAAACACCCCCAAAAUAAAUUUUAAUUCCAGGUUGUAAGGCAACAAAAUAGGAAAAAUGCCAAGGGGGGUGAAUACUUUUGCAAGCCACUGUAAAUCAGCUUGUGGAUCACUAAACAUUUCUUUAGUGUAUACUAGAGCAUCUGCUGUGUUUAGUGAUGACUUUGGCUUGAUUAUUUUUCUCUUUUUGAUGCUUUGUUUGUUCCAGUGCUCUGGGCUCCUCAGGAGAGUCUGUGAUCGGAAGGCAGUUUGGGUGUGAGGUUGAGAACAGCAGCCUGUGUCGCUGUGGAAAGGAGACAGUACGCUCCUCUCUCACCUUGCUCUUCACCAUGCACUACCCUGAGCAGAACUCACUUGGUAAGUUUUCCCCAAAUUAUCUUUACUCUGCCAGCAUUUGACUAGUAUCAUUGUUAUUUGGAUUUAUUGAUCAUAUAUUGGUGUUUUAAAUCAUAUUCUGUUAGUUAAGACGAUAAAGGAGUACGACUUUGCUGAGAUCCUGAAGAAAAGUAUAUGUCUGGAGCAGAGUACGCAGGCGUGGUGCGAGAACUGUGAAAAGUAUCAGCCCACAGUAAGUGACCCUUUAAAAAAAAUGUGUUGUUUAUUUGUUGUUUGAGUCGAUUCUUUAAUGUGUUUUUCCUCUAUCCAUCUAUCUCUAGGUGCAGACACGGAACAUCCGCUGCCUUCCUGAUGUACUGGUCAUUAAUUGUGAGGUGAACAGUGUCAAAGAGGCUGAGUUCUGGAAGGCUCAGGCAGAGGUGAGCCCCGAAUUCCAAUCCAAAUCAAACUCUUCAGGGUAAUAUCAUGAUCAGUCAGUUCAACCGCUUGAGUAUUUCCUCCUACAAUGGCAAAUCGAGAGCUUGGGACUAUAAGGUUCUAUCUGCAUUUUUGUCAUUGACAUAGCCUUGUACUGUUCAAUGUUUUAUAUCUAUAUAGUACUCUAAAUACCCCAAUUCAUGUUGUUAAGUUCAAAAGAAUACAAGAUAAAAAUUGCUGACACCAUUCAAACCAAUGAGGGUUCGGAACUUUAAAGCCAAUUGUCUCAGAAUCAUCUUUUUGCAGAUAUAACUUUAUAUUCUCAAGCUCUUGAAAUGCUGAAUACAGACUGCUAUUGAUAUUUACAAUGACACGAUGGCCAUCUAUUUGAUUCAGAUAUUAGCUAUAGUAGCACAUUAGAGAUUUAGUACUUCAAUUAGAACUCUUAUCCCAAUGAUGUUGGUUGUGUUUCCAGUGUCAAUAAUAUUUUGGUACAAAGUUAUUAGAAUGAAUCAACCUGUUCCUCUCUCCACAGUACGCUUUCAUUAAGGCCAAGAAGAAAGAGGAAAUGGAACCCCCUAAGCCCAAAGAACCUCCACAACCACCUGAGUGGUGCUUAGAGUAAGGAUGAUAAAAAAUAACUAUAAAUAUUUGGCUAGUGACAGUUCAUACACUCAUGGAAAUAUUGAUGGGAAAGCUUGUUAAAACAAUGAGCUGACAUUUUGUUUUUGAACUGUUACCCUGCAUCGGGGUUAGGGUCAAUUCUAUGCCUAUUCUAUGGGCGGCUAUAUCUAUGGGUGAGUAGUUGAAAAAUCUGUCUGUGCCCUUGAGCAGGGCACUUAACCCUAAUUGCUCCUGUAAGUCACUCUGUAUAAGAGCGUCUGCUAAAUGACUAAAAUGUAAUGUAAAUGUAAUGUCAAUUCAGGAAGUAAACUGAAAUUCAAAUUUUCCUCAUUGCAUUUUUUAUUACCUCCAUGUUGUUUAGGGAGGAGCUGGUCAAUACAGAGGGCCUGACCUUUGACACCAGAGUGGAGGACCUACGUCACGUCUGGAUCCCUCUCACUCUGAAGAUGUCCAUCAGCAAAAGCCAGGGCCUAGAGAUCAGCAGCUGGCCAGAGGCCGAGGAGGUGAAAGACACAGAACAGCCAAUAACUACUUAUACUUCACAUUCAUAGGCUCACUCACCAAAUCAUUUUUCAAGACUUCCAUGAUUUUUCCAUUUUGCUCCUUGUUUUUGUUUUGCCGUACUGGUUUCAUAGUUUAAUAGAAUGAUAUGUAUUAGUAUGUCUGUUGUUGAAAUGAAAUGACAACACUUUUAUCAACCUUUUAGCUGAGCUCCACUGAGGAGGCUGAAGGAGCGUCUCUCUAUGACUUGGUGGUUACUGUGCCUCAUGUACUGGACGCUCGCACCGGGGGCAACCUGGUAGCACACAUCAAAGUGGGAGAGACAUAUCACAUCAGAAAAGAGGUGAGUGGAUGGAUAGAUCUGUUAUAGACAAAGUAAGGACAUCAACGGAAAGAAAAAAAAUGAUCUCACUACAAUACAUUUUAAUAGAAAGUUAGCCAAAUUAGAUAAGAUUUUGCUACCAUGGAAAGGACAUCACCUGUCUGUCUGUGGAAAAAUCGGCCUGAUUAAUUCUUUAGCCAUAUCCCAGUUUACCUAUUUACUUAUGGCCCUGCCUAUACCUAACGACUUGUUUUUUAAAUUAUAUGAGCAAAAAAUACAGUGGGGAAAAAAAGUAUUUAGUCAGCCACCAAUUGUGCAAGUUCUCCCACUUAAAAAGAUGAGAGAGGCCUGUAAUUCUCAUCAUAGGUACACGUCAACUAUGACAGACAAAUUGAGGAAAAAAAUUCCAGAAAAUCACAUUGUAGGAUUUUUUAUGAAUUUAUUUGCAAAUUAUGGUGGAAAAUAAGUAUUUGGUCACCUACAAACAAGCAAGAUUUCUGGCUCUCACAGACCUGUAACUUCUUCUUUAAGAGGCUCCUCUGUCCUCCACUCUUUACCUGUAUUAAUGGCACCUGUUUGAACUUGUUAUCAGUAUAAAAUACACCUGUCCACAACCUCAAACAGUCACACUCCAAACUCCACUAUGGCCAAGACCAAAGAGCUGUCAAAGGACACCAGAAACUAAAUUGUAGACCUGCACCAGGCUGGGAAGACUGAAUCUGCAAUAGGUAAGCAGCUUGGUUUGAAGAAAUCAACUGUGGGAGCAAUUAUUAGGAAAUGGAAGACAUACAAGACCACUGAUAAUCUCCCUCGAUCUGGGGCUCCACGCAAGAUCUCACCCCGUGGGGUCAAAAUGAUCACAAGAACGGUGAGCAAAAAUCCCAGAACCACAGUGAAUGACCUGCAGAGAGCUGGGACCAAAGUAACAAAGCCUACCAUCAGUAACACACUACGCCGCCAGGGACUCAAAUCCUGCAGUGCCAGACGUGUCCCCCUGCUUAAGCCAGUACAUGUCCAGGCCCGUCUGAAGUUUGCUAGAGUGCAUUUGGAUGAUCCAGAAGAGGAUUGGGAGAAUGUCAUAUGGUCAGAUGAAACCAAAAUAGAACUUUUUGGUAAAAACUCAACUCGUCGUGUUUGGAGGACAAAGAAUGCUGAGUUGCAUCCAAAGAACACCAUACCUACUGUGAAGCAUGGGGGUGGAAACAUCAUGCUUUGGGGCUGUUUUUCUGCAAAGGGACCAGGACGACUGAUCCGUGUAAAGGAAAGAAUGAAUGGGGCCAUGUAUCGUGAGAUUUUGAGUGAAAACCUCCUUCCAUCAGCAAGGGCAUUGAAGAUGAAACGUGGCUGGGUCUUUCAGCAUGACAAUGAUCCUCAUCACCCCGCCCGGGCAACGAAGGAGUGGCUUCGUAAGAAGCAUUUCAAGGUCCUGGAGUGGCCUAGCCAGUCUCCAGACCUCAACCCCAAAGAAAAUCUUUGGAGGGAGUUGAAAGUCCGUGUUGCCCAGCGACAGCCCCAAAACAUCACUGCUCUAGAGGAGAUCUGCAUGGAGGAAUGGGCCAAAAUACCAGCAACAGUGUGUGAAAACCUUGUGAAGACUUACAGAAAACGUUUGACCUGUGUCAUUGCCAACAAAGGGUAUAGAACAAAGUAUUGAGAAACUUUUGUUAUUGACCAAAUACUUAUUUUCCACCAUAAUUUGCAAAUAAAUUCAUUAAAAAUCCUACAAUGUGAUUUUCUGGAUUUUCUUUUCUCAUUUUGUCUGUCAUAGUUGACGUGUACCUAUGAUGAAAAUGACAGGCCUCUCUCAUCUUUUUAAGUGGGAGAACUUGCACAAUUGGUGGCUGACUAAAUACUUUUUUCCCCCACUGUAUUCCACUUUAUUUGGAGAUGCAAGCCAGACAAAAUUAAACGGUACUAUUUAUAUAAUUAAUAUGAAUUUAGAGGGCAGAAAUUAUUAAAUAUUAAAGCAUUGGACCUCUCACUAAAGGCUUCAGUCAUACAAAAACUAUACUUAAAUCUGAUGUCUCACUCCGUGUUCAAGAAUGGCUUUUUUUCCUUCAUUCAGAUUACAACCUCUCACUUUCGGUAAUUCGAAAAUGAAAUAAUCUCCAAAAUAUCACAAUUUUUAAAACAAGCAAUAGAAAGCUGGUUGCAAUUUCAGUUUAAUCCACCAGAAAAGACAUAACAAAUAUUAGAACAAAUAUUAUGGUUAAACUCAAAUAUACUAAUUGAUUAAAAAAACAUUAUUUUGGAAAAAUGUGUUUAAAAACGGUAUAAUCAGGGGCCACCCGAGUGGCACAGCGGUCUAAGGCACUGCAUCGCAGUGUUUCGGCAUCACUACAGCCUGGGGUUCGAUCCCUUGUGGCGGGCUGAGCGCCUGCAGGCUGACUUUGGUCGUCAGUUGAACGGUGUUUCCUCUGACACAUUGGUGCGGCUGGCUUCUGGGUUAAGCGUGCGGGUGUUAAGAAGGCCUCUCCCGAGCCCGUUGGGGAGUUGCAGCGAUGAGACAAGAUCGUAAUUGGAUCGCAAUUUGAUAUCACGAAACUGGGGAGAAAAAGGGUUUAAAAAUACAAUUAAAAAAAACAACAACGUAUGAUCUUUGUAAAUUAUAUCAUAAAUAGGACUUGUGGAGUUAUCUCACACAUGCAGUUAACAACAAUAUAUGGAAAUGUCUGCGCUAUCCAAUAUUAUAACCAACUGAUCGUAGCAUUACCGCAAAAAUUGAGGAGGCAAGUGGAAAGGGGAGAAGGUAAGGAUCUUGUCUGUCGGCCCUGCAUUAAAGACCAAAAUUGGCUAAAGAAAAUUGUGAUCAAUAAAAAAGUAUACCCGUUUCAUUUAAGGACCAAAAAAUGGACAGCUGCACCAUACAGGUUGGAAAAUAGUUGGGAGGAGAUUUUUGAUGUACCGAUUCCAUGGCACAUGGUUAAUGAACUGAUACACAAAACGACACCGGAUUCAAAACUUAGUUUUUCAAUUUAAAUUAUUAUACAAAAUUCUUGCAACCAAUAUAAUGUUAUAUAUAUAUAUAUAUAAUAUAUAUAUAUAUAUACAUACAGUGGGGAGAACAAGUAUUUGAUACACUGCCGAUUUUGCAGGUUUUCCUACUUACAAAGCAUGUAGAGGUCUGUAAUUUUUAUCAUAGGUACACUUCAACUGUGAGAGACGGAAUCUAAAACAAAAAUCCAGAAAAUCACAUUGGUGUCAUGCAAUAAAAUGCUAAUUAAUUACUUAAAAAUCAUACAAUGUGAUUUUCUGGAUUUUUGUUUUAGAUUCCGUCUCUCACAGUUGAAGUGUACCUAUGAUUUAAAAAAAAUUAUAAAGAAAGAAAAAUAUAUAUUAAAAAUAUUAUAUACAGUGGGGAGAACAAGUAUUUGAUACACUGCUGAUUUUGCAGGUUUUCCUACUUACAAAGCAUGUAGAGGUCUGUAAUUUUUAUCAUAAGUACACUUCAACUGUGAGAGACGGAAUCUAAAACAAAAAUCCAGAAAAUCACAUUGUAUGAUUUUUAAGUAAUUAAUUUGCAUUUUAUUGCAUGACAUAAGUAUUUGAUACAUCAGCAAAGCAGAACUUAAUAUUGGUACAGAAACCUUUGUUUGCAAUUACAGAGAUCAUACGUUUCCUGUAGGUCUUGACCAGGUUUGCACACACUGCAGCAGGGAUUUUGGCCCACUCCUCCAUACAGACCUCCAGAUCCUUCAGGUUUCGGGGCUGUCGCUGGGCAAUACAGACUUUCAGCUCCCUCCAAAGAUUUUCUAUUGGGUUCAGGUCUGGAGACUGGCUAGGCCACUCCAGGACCUUGAUAUGCUUCUUACGGAGCCACCCCUUAGUUGCCCUGGCUGUGUGUUUCGGGUCGUUGUCAUGCUGGAAGACCCAGCCACGACCCAUCUUCAAUGCUCUUACUGAGGGAAGGAGGUUGUUGGCCAAGAUCUCGCGAUACAUGGCCCCAUCCAUCCUCCCCUCAAUACGGUGAGUCGUCCUGUCCCCUUUGCAGAAAAGCAUCCCCAAAGAAUGAUGUUUCCACCUCCAUGCUUCACGGUUGGGAUGGUGUUCUUGGGGUUUUACUCAUCCUUCUUCUUCCUCCAAACACGGCGAGUGGAGUUUAGACCAAAAAGCUCUAUUUUUGUCUCAUCAGACCACAUGACCUUCUCCCAUUCCUCCUCUGGAUCAUCCAGAUGGUCAUUGGCAAACUUCAGACGGGCCUGGACAUGCGCUGGCUUGAGUAGGGGAACCUUGCGUGCGCUGCAGGAUUUUAAUCCAUGACGGCGUAGUGUGUUACUAAUGCUUUUCUUUGAGACUGUGGUCCCAGCUCUCUUCAGGUCAUUGACCAGGUCCUGCCGUGUAGUUCUGGGCUGAUCCCUCACCUUCCUCAUGAUCAUUGAUGCCCCACAAGGUGAGAUCUUCCAUGGAGCCCCAGACCGAGGGUGAUUGACCGUCAUCUUGAACUUAUUCCAUUUUCUAAUAAUUGCGCCAACAGUUGUUGCCUUCUCACCAAGCUGAUUGCCUAUUGUCCUGUAGCCCAUCCCAGCCUUGUGCAGGUCUACAAUUUUAUCCCUGAUGUCCUUACACAGCUCUCUGGUCUUGGCCAUUGUGGUGAGGUUGGAGUCUGUUUGAUUGAGUGUGUGGACAGGUGUCUUUUAUACAGGUAACGAGUUCAAACAGGUGCCGUUAAUACAGGUAAUGAGUGGAGAACAGGAGGGCUUCUUAAAGAAAAACUAACAGGUCUGUGAGAGCCGGAAUUCUUACUGGUUGGUAGGUGAUCAAAUACUUAUGUCAUGCAAUAAAAUGCAAAUGAAUUACUUAAAAAUCAUACAAUGUGAUUUUCUGGAUUUUUGUUUUAGAUUCCGUCUCUCACAGUUGAAGUGUACCUAUGAUAAAAACUACUGACCUCUACAUGCUUUGUAAGUAGGAAAACCUGCAAAAUCGGCAGUGUAUCAAAUACUUGUUCUCCCCACUGUAUAUUUACAAAAAAUAUAUAUAUAUGGAGGAUUGGAAAUUAUGCAGACAAUUACAUUGAUAAAAGCCACAAUCUAUCUGCAAUAUAUUUUUAAAAAUUAAAGCCUAUAUGUGCUAAUAAUAAUAUUUAGAAAACUAUUUGACUAACUUAUUUUUGUUCAUGUUGCGGUUUAAGGGGGUAACACAUCAGCAGUGGUAUCUAUUCAAUGACUUCCUGAUUGAGCCAAUUGACAAGGUAAUCUUUGGUUACUGACUGAAUCAACACAUCAAAUAUCUUAUCAAUAAAUGAUCUCUUAUCAAUUCUUCAAAUAUAACAAUGUGUUUGUAUUUUGUUUUUGUUCAUGUGUCUCAGGCUGAAGCAGCACAGUUUGAUGUGAACUGGAAGCUGCCUGCCAUCCUGUAUUACGCCAAGAGAAACUACCACUCCAAAUACGACCUACGCAGUAAGCCAUCCACUCAUUGUCAGUUACAGUUUCUUCAUUUAGCUGAUCAGGGUCAACAUGACCAUGGAUUGUAGUAUACAUUAUACAUACAGGAUUUCAUUUAAAUCAUAUAAAAUUAAUAAAUAAGGUAAUUUCAGCAGUAGAUAUUUGCUUUAGUGCAUGCCGCUCCACAACAUAACCUUGACCUCCUCUGUGAAGAUGAGGGAUGGUUGUGGUACUGUGUAUGACUGCACUCAUUACCUGUUUAAGAACAUCCCCACCCCAACACUUGAUGCCUGUCUGUCUUCCCCAGUUAAGAACCCCAUCGAGGCCAGUGUGCUGCUGACAGAGGCGUCACUGGCGCGGAAGCAGAGGAAGAGCCAUGCCACUUUCAUCCCCCUCAUGGUCAGUGAGAUGCCCCAGGCUGGAGAUCUCGUGGGACUGGACGCCGAGUUUGUCACCCUCAACCAGGUCAGUCUGGCAGAAGUGUGAUUGCUAGGUUUUGAGUACAAGUCAGACUAUGCUAGGUCAACAAUGUAUCUGGGUAGAAGGUUCCUUUAGGUACUGAUCCUGGAUCAGUUUUUCCUACCCAGAUCCUAACCUUAACCAUUAAACAGGUGUAUAAUAGGGGCAGCUUCACCCUAGCAACAUAGCAAUGAGGAUAAUAAUUAACAACAACAGUGAUACAUCAGGGAGCUCUGCUUGGAGAUCCAUGGUUUAAAUUCCCCCUUAUGGACCAGAUCCAUGUCUUUAUCUGUGUUUAUAUAGGAGGAGGCAGAGCUACGCAGCGACGGCACCAAGUCCACCAUUAAGCCCAGUCAGAUGUCUGUGGCACGGAUCACCUGCGUGCGUGGUCAGGGUCCCAACGAAGGAGUACCGUUCAUCGAUGACUACAUCUCUACUCAGGAGCAGGUAAUGCAGCCCCUCUCGCACUGGCAAUAAUAAUGACUACUUUAACAGGAUGGAUGGAUGUUCAGAUAAUUAUUGCUAUGCAGUAAAAUCUGAUGUUGUAUAACCACAAACAAGACAGCUUCCUAACAAAGUGACCUACAUUUAACUCAUCUUAGUUCUUAAAGUGUAUUCUUCCUCACUGUUUUGCUGGUGCAGGUGGUGGACUAUCUGACCCAGUACUCCGGCAUCAAACCAGGGGACCUGGAUGCUAAGAUUUCCUCCAAGCACUUGACCACUCUAAAGUCAACUUACCUGAAGCUGCGCUUCCUCAUUGACACCGGAGUGCGCUUUGUUGGCCAUGGUUUACAGAAGGACUUCCGGGUUAUAAAUUUGCUGGUAAGUUUGUAUACUUAAUAUACCUGAUUUUUAAAUGGAACCAAUUUUAUCUGUGCUUCUAUACCCCUGGCCUCAGUUUUAGUAAAGAUUAUGGGCCGGUUUCCCAGAGACAGAUCAAGCCUAGUCCUGGACUAAAAAGCAUGCUCAAUGGAGAAUCUCCUUUGAAAUUGCUUUUUAGUCCAGGACUAGUCUUUAUCUGUGUCCAGGAAACCAUCCCUAUAGGUUAGCUAGAUUAACAGUAGACAGGGUAAUUUCAAUGGAGGGAGUGUGGGAGCUCAUCUCUGUUUUGAUGUACCUUGCUCAGGUGCUGAAGGAUCAGGUUGUUGACACAGUCUACCUGUUCCAUAUGCCUCGUAAGAGGAUGAUCUCUCUGCGCUUCCUCGCCUGGUACUUUCUGGGUAAGAGCUUAUACUCCUCAACCACUGUUUUGCUCAUAUAGAAAUGACUACUUAGUCUGCCAUUUUCCAAAUUCAUCCAUGUAACAUCCAAAUUGUGUGAAAUGGCAAAACUGCUACUUGCUUCUCCAGACCUUAACAUCCAGGGUGAGACCCAUGACAGUAUCGAGGAUGCACGCACUGCCCUUGCUCUGUACAGGAAGUACCUGGAACUGAGUCGUGGAGGAGGGAAUGACGAAGUCCGCAAAGUUCUGAAGGGUCUCUAUGAGAAAGGCCGCAAGCUAGACUGGAAAGUCCCUGACUGUGACACAGGAGAUGGUCAAGGUAGCCCAAAAAGUACGAAACUGGCAUUGCAUUAGAGGGUGUAAUGUUGGUGGGAUCUGGAUAUUAUUGGGGCUAACUAAACUUUAUUUUUAUUAGCAGUAUACGGGAUCUAUCAAUCCACGUUGAUUGAAUGUAGUCCCCUCCCACAGGCACAGACUUCCCCCCCCAGUGAUGGGACUGUGAAGGGUGCCUGAAGACAUUCCUGCCAAACUGAUUUAAUCAUGGUGUUUAAUCAUUUCAAUCAGCCUUUUCAUUUAUAUUGUUAAAACCAGUACUCACGAGGUAUUGACUCCCAUAAAGUAUGAAACUGAAUUAGUCAUCGACAAGAGCAGAAUGCUGAAAGAGGUUGUGUCAGUGUCCCAACUUUCCACAUAAUAUUGCUUGCCUGUACAGUACCCUGAUCAGACUCAGCCAUUUACAUUAUUUGAAAAAGGACUGAACAGUUGUGAUCUUCUCCAAAACAGAACUCAAAACAAUUUCUGCUUUCAUUUUGUAUUUUUCAUUAGAUUUCUAAAGAGUGUUUGUCAUUAAGCUGUACGUUAUGCUGCUUACAUGGGCAAAGAAUGUUAAAAAUGUGAUGAACUUUUUAUAGUGAUGUUUUUUUGGGCCUGUAAUAAAAGCUUAAUACAGUACAGUGAA